This is a messenger RNA of Fomitiporia mediterranea MF3/22, 1173 nucleotides long. RefSeq lists its product as uncharacterized. The coding region runs from base 1 to 1173 and encodes 390 amino acids. Lineage: Eukaryota; Fungi; Basidiomycota; Agaricomycetes; Hymenochaetales; Hymenochaetaceae. The record is from RefSeq and is a predicted model, not a curated record. The transcript has 5 exons.
AUGCGUGAAAACCAACAUGACUGUCGUUACGUUGCUGUCUUCCUGAACAUCUUUUCCAUAAUUAAGAAAAGACUUUCCAUGAGCUGGCGGUACGCUUACCUGAGAACCGCCGAUGAGCGAUCUCUUCUGCGCGAAACAAAUAGAUUACCUUACGGCUACCUAAGGGCUUUCUUUCGGUUCAAGUAUCGAGACGAUGUCGAUGCAGCUGCUCGCGCGAUUGCACAUAAGAGCCAGAGCUCAUUUACCAAGCUCAAAAGAUUGAGACGCGAAUACAGAAGACUUAGAGCGGCAAAUGAUGGUGACCCCGAUUCAUUCGUUCGUUUGCUCGAAUAUGCAUACGGUCGAACCGGCAAACUCAGAAGGGAGCUUUUGGAACCCUUCCUGCACGAUGCAACGGCCGAACCGCCGCCGCCUAUUAUUCCCAAUGUUGAAAGCUCGCGUCCUCCGAUUUACACACGAGAAAUGAAAGCACUCAUGACCUCCAACCUGUCCCGGAUAAAUAAGAAAGGGCUCAAACCCCAACUCCUCAACGUACCACCUUCUCUUCCGCGUCGUUUAGAUCCGAAUUCCGAGGAGGCGCGUCUUCUGGGUCCAUUGAGCAAACGUCGCGAAGUGAACGCGCGCUGGCGCUUUUUCACCGAAGAAUCUAAAAGGGUAAUGCCUCCACUUCAAGUGUCCGUCGUAGAUUUAGACAGAGAAUCCGGCACUGUCACCGCUGUGCCGCCUUCUGAAGCAACCGACAAAAUGCAGCACCUCGGUCUUAUUAGGGGUCAAUUGCAAGGGACCGGCUUGCUAGAAUCAUUAGAGAGCAUGGUGAAUAGCCGCAAGGAACCAGCAGAUGCCACUCAGAAGCAAAAGGAUCUUGAGCAGUCUGAUGUAGAUGGUCAGGUGGUUGGCCAGUCCGCUCCUGUGCUUCCGACGAAGUUUCUUCGGAGGGCGCAUCAACGAUUACUUGGAAAAGUUCCGGUAUUGACGUUUUGUCGCAAGACGUCCACUUCAAAAGGCAAAGUACUUGAAGGCGGAUCCUAUGACAUAACCCUACCGAAACAGGCCAAUUCGCCAAACUUGAUUCGUUCGACCUCUACACUGCCUUUGGUUGACGAAGUGAAUAUCGCGUGGAUACGCAAAGCCGAGGAGAUGGACAAACAAAGAUCAGUUAAGAAAGCCACUUAA